CGUCGUCAUCAUCAUCCACAAAAACUUUGAAGGCUGUGUUUUGACUGUUCUCCAGAAACUUGCAGAGAGAACAAAAAUGGCUUUUCUCAGCAAUAUCUCGUUGCCCUGCAUCAACAUUCCACCAAAACUAUCUCUCUCUCUCUCCAAUUCAGUGUCUUCUCGUUCUCUUCGCCUUCCUUUCUGCUCCAGGCCACAGGAACUCAAGGAAGGAAAUGGGGUUUGGUCAUUGGGGGAAGGGGUUUCCAAGAUGGGCUUGCUUGCCCUUGUAUCUGCCUCUCUGUUCUUGGUCGACCCUGCUCUUGCUUUUAAGGGUGGAGGUCCCUAUGGACAAGAAGUCACCAGGGGACAAGACCUAACCGGCAAGGACUUCAGUGGCAAGACUCUUAUCAGGCAGGACUUCAAGACGUCCAUCCUAAGACAAGCCAAUUUCAAGGGAGCUAACUUAUUAGGAGCUAGCUUCUUUGAUGCAGAUUUAACAGGUGCUGAUCUAUCAGAUGCUGAUCUCCGAGGUGCAGAUCUUUCCUUGGCAAACUUUGCAAAGACGAAUCUGACAAAUGCUAACUUGGAAGGAGCACUUGCUACUGGCAACACAUCCUUCAAGGGAUCAAACAUUACAGGCGCUGACUUCACUGAUGUUCCUCUCAGAGAUGAUCAAAGAGAAUACCUAUGCAAAAUCGCAGACGGGGUUAACCUGACGACUGGGAAUGCAACAAGGGAGACAUUGCUCUGCAGAUAGAUAAGGCCAACAGAAAAUAAAAAAACUCGUUGUUUCUUGAGAGGCUUCAUCUUCAUCUGGGCAUUUGUCGAAGCUUUGGUACGAGGUUUAGUUUCUGUUGUGUCUGAGAUUGUUGUUGCUGAUAAAAUGUGUAUAUGUAUAGUUAUAUACCCGACAACAAGAUUGUCUUGUCCACCGGAGAAUGACUUAAUAAACUUCGAAGCUAAGGAAAAUACAUUUUCAAUGUGGUGAAAUAGAGAAGAAAAAAAGGAUGGGCACCA
Tarenaya hassleriana is the source of this 996-nucleotide messenger RNA. RefSeq names its product thylakoid lumenal 15 kDa protein 1, chloroplastic. Gene Ontology annotation, cellular component: chloroplast thylakoid. The transcript has 8 exons. Bases 77 to 736 code for a protein of 219 amino acids. Lineage: Eukaryota; Viridiplantae; Streptophyta; Magnoliopsida; Brassicales; Cleomaceae. The record is from RefSeq and is a predicted model, not a curated record.